Fulvia fulva is the source of this 450-nucleotide messenger RNA. Its product is annotated as Cytochrome b-c1 complex subunit 6, mitochondrial. The record is from RefSeq and is a predicted model, not a curated record. The coding region runs from base 1 to 450 and encodes 149 amino acids. The transcript is spliced from 4 exons. Gene Ontology annotation, biological process: mitochondrial electron transport, ubiquinol to cytochrome c. NCBI's taxonomy places the organism in Eukaryota, Fungi, Ascomycota, Dothideomycetes, Mycosphaerellales, Mycosphaerellaceae.
AUGGGUAUCUGGGACUAUGUCACCGACCUCUACGAGGCACUGAGCGUGCAGGAGACCUACGCCGAGGAGCCGCAAAAGGACGACGGCGGCGACGAAGGUUCUGAUGAGGGCGGCGAGGAGAAAGAAGAGAGCAGCGAGGGUGGUGAAGGCGAGAGCGACGAUGCCGGUGAAGAUGGUGGUGAUGAGGGCGGCGAUGAUGAGGAGGAAGAAGAGGAGGAAGAGGAAGAGGAGGAUGAGCCAGAGGACCCUAAGCCAAUCAUUGAGGAGAACUGCUUAAAGACAAAGGAGUGUGCACCACUGAAGCACCACUAUGAUGCGUGCGCGGAGCGCGUAAAGCACCAGGAGGAGACCCACGGCAAGGCCAAUGAGGACUGCGUUGAGGAGUACUUCCAUAUGAUGCAUUGCGCCGCACAAUGCGCAGCGCCCAAGCUAUUCCGACAGCUAAAGUAA